AUGCCUUCCGACAAGAUCUCUUCGCCCAUACUGGGAAAUAUCGCUGAGCUCUGCAUCGUCUCUAGCGAUGUCUAUGCCACGAUCGAUGGGUUCACCAAGAUCGGCGUAGGCCCUUUCCAAGUAUUCGACUUCACGUCGUCAACUGUCACAGGACAGGAGCUAUAUGGGAAACAAGGCGCAGACCUCUUCCGUAUCAAAGUGGCAUUCGCAAAGCAGAAAUCUCUUGCGAUAGAGAUUAUGCAGCCAACUGGAGGCAAUUCUCCGAUGCAGGUCUAUCUUGAUCAGAAUGGAGGACGCCAAGGUGUGCAACAUGUUGCAUGGGACAUGGGUGAUUCGCCGAUGGAGGAAAGACAGCGAAUCAUGAAGGAGAAAGGAUUUGAACCUGUUAUGCAAGGGAGAUGGCUGGGGAAGAAAGGAACUUGUCAUUUCUGCUUCUUCGAUACUCUAGAGAAAGGUAUUGGGACUAUGUUUGAGACGAUCGAGUUUAGUGGCGAUUGGGAGGAUCCAGAGCAUGAGUGGUAUCCGCACGCGCCGGAGGAAGGAAUUGAAGAACGGGCAAGUUCAAAGAAUGAUAGUUGA
Exophiala bonariae is the source of this 579-nucleotide messenger RNA. RefSeq lists its product as uncharacterized. Bases 1 to 579 code for a protein of 192 amino acids. The transcript has a single exon. NCBI's taxonomy places the organism in Eukaryota, Fungi, Ascomycota, Eurotiomycetes, Chaetothyriales, Herpotrichiellaceae. The record is from RefSeq and is a predicted model, not a curated record.